UAAAAAAAAUUAUUCAUCUCAAAAAGUCGUUUUUACAACAUGUGCAUCAUAUGAUUUACGGUUUGUGGUAGAGAAAGCUUUUAGAAAAUUUCGAAACAGAGCAAAUCACUGCAAAAAGAAACUCGGGUCUUCAAUCUUCAUGGAGAGCCAAAGAAGACCAUCAUUUCCUUGUCAAAACAUCGACUCACUGGAUGUAUAUAUAUUAACUCUGUGGGUAAUCGUAUACAGUAGAUGCAUAUUGAUGAUGGUAAUGACAAUUGAUCCGCGAAAUAUUUUUGUCCGAUACGAUUACAUCAUAAGAUUUUCCGGCUUAGAGGAUUGCGAUAUAAUUUUAAUUUUAAUUAGCUUAUUAUUGUAUCUGUGUCUGUGAUCAUAUUGUGGCUCUAAAUGCUUCCCACGUCUUCUAGAAAGGAAGAUAAUGUAUAUGACUAAACGAUACUGGCCAACAAUUUGAAUGAAAAGAACAUGUUUUGUUAAAAUGUUUGCUUCUAGAUGGCAUAUAGACUUUCUUACAAUUUAUACUUAGUUGUUAUUUCUCUUUAUUCCAAAGUUGCAGUCAUUAUAAAAAGAUUUUGGUCAUUUACUGAAAAGAGAAAAUAUUUUAGAUAUAUUUACUGAGGGAAAAAUCAUCGUGUAGAACAUGGUGUCAGCUGAAAAAAAAAUCUUUUGCAAGUAAAGUUCAAACACUUGAAAUUUUUAGAAUAUUGGUGUUGGUAUUUUUCAAAUAUACUGAGAUGUUCAUAUCAGUAUUUAGACUGCAAUUUGGUUGAAAAUCAAGAACAUUUUAGAAAACAUAUGAAAACCAUUAGACAAAAAAACAUAUAUAGAAAAAUUAGAUGAUUUCUGAUGGUUGGUGUACGGUGAGCUUGGCUUCUUGAGAUCACCUUACCAUUCAACAGAAAAUGGUUCAUGUUGCCAAUUAACAUGAGCACGGUAUUCAGCAUUUGGCUGGAAACACAAAUAGAAUGGUAAUUUAAACUAUUAAAACACUUAAACGUUACUUAUCAACCCCUGGAAAAGUACACAAUAGCUAUCUGAAUUUUUAACAAGUUCACGUUAACCAGAACCUAUAGUAUAGUAGUUCGUGUUAGUAUUAUUUGGACUAAAACUUGCAUGACACAAAGGUGGAUAAAGUAAAGUAUCUGUUUGUUUGCAGAAACAAAGUUUAGAUGACAUUUAAUAGGUUCUCAUACAAAAACAAAAUUAUCAAUAUAAUAGUAUUAAUCAUUUCGAUUUUUUAAUUGGAAAUAAAAUUUACAUCACUGACAAGUGUAAAAUAAUUUUUAAAACAAAAAUAUCAGAAUUUGUUCACUGUAUUUUUAUAAUUUUUAAUUGUAAAAUAUACAUAUGAAACAUCUUACUCCAACACAUUUAUAUCAAUACUAUUUCACCAAAGUUUCUGAAAACAAAAUUAAUUACAUUGAUAGAUAUUUUAAAAAUAUUAUUAUAAAUUAGUAUUAAUAUCUUAGUUAUGAGUAUCUCAAGAAUUUAAGAGACUCACAGCAAAUGUUUUUUCAAUGAUGUGAAUAAUUUUUUUUUGAAAAAUCAUUGAUAAAAUAUUUAUGUAAUUUUAUGUUUUACUUAAAUUAAAUAUUAAUAUAAAUUUAUAUUUAUAAAAUUUGGUGAGAUUUUACGAAUACGGAUGUUCUUAAACCUCCACCAAAUAAUAACAUUACUGGCGGCUAAAUAAGUCAAUAUCUAACUAAUUAAGUAUCAAAAUUAUAGAUGUUAACGUAAUCACAUAUGUAAUAGGGCAAUGACGCAAACUCGGAGAUGCAACGACAAAAGAACAAUUACCUAACAAAAGUAGGAAACUACAUUGUGAGUUGAACAAUCAUCAAAUAGUUCAUCCCACCAUACAUAUUAUAUAUUUAAUAAUCAAAUUUAUUUUAAAUACACAGAAGACGAAUCACGUCCUCCCCUAGUUGAAAUUGAUCCUUCAUGUUAACCCAUGCAUUUAUGGUGUUAGAUGAUCUCUUAUAUAAGCUCGUUAUCUAUUGCGUAUUUAGUGGUAGUUAGGCGAGGAUUUAAGAGAAAGGGGCUGUGCAAAUUAAUUUCGAUUACCACUGUAAGGAACUGAAGAGCACUUCACGUUCGUUGCACACGUGUAUGUCCAAUAUUACACGCCAUAUAAACCGGUGAUUCCAGAAUGGCUAAGAAUGUGUCCAGAAAUGACAACGUGGUUUCCGGUUCGCAACAAUCCGAAAUCGUAAUAAACGUUUCUAACUGUCAUGAUCUUGAUAUUAAUUCCAUGCACGUGUGGGUCAGUUCGACGUUAAUUUUAGUAACUACUACACUCGUACGUUCGCUUCAUUUAUUUCGUUGAAACUCGUUCGCUUAACUUUAUACAUCAUCACCCAAAACAACUACACCAAAUUACUAUAAAAUUUGAUUAAAAAUUCGAAUAAUUGAAGCGAAUCAAAUUGACAAAAAGAAGACGUCAGUAUAACUUUUUUAAUGAGAUAAUUUGUUAUAAAGCGUAAGAUUAUAAAAAAGAGUUAAAGACCAUAUAUUCGCUUUAUAAGUUUAAUAUGUAUGGUCUUAUUAAUUCCGUAGAACUCUUAUCAUUAAAUAUAAUUAUCCACGAAUAUGUGGAUCCCUAUAGAGAAGCAUAAAUAAUUGUGUAAAACCUCAAAUUGAAUUAUAUUUUAUAUGAUUUAUCUCUUCAGUGGUGUUGUAUCACUUUAGCCAAAUUAAAAAGUGGUUGCUAAAGGGAAUUAUUCUGUUAUAGAUUCCACCAUCGAAGCUAAAAGCAAAUUAGAUAUAAUGCUGAUAAAUAGAUGGCUGCUUAAGUGAAAAACGCAUGGGUGUUUUUGGAUAUCAUAUAAUAUAUGCGUGGUCGAUGAAUAGUAUUGAAAACAUAUUCAAUCAUUUAUUAAUUGUGAACGUUAAUUUAAUUAGCACCAACUCGUGGAGCAUAAGUAUUAAGAGGUAUCAGGUAUGCACAAAUAGUCUCACCAAUCACCAUACAAGUACAACCAUAGACAUAAUUUGAUGGACAACCUUUUACAUAAAACUAAACACAUUUGGUAGAUAGGAAUCUUAAUCUCUGCCGGUUUACUUUUCUUCCUUGUAUGCUACUCUUGUAUUGUAUCUUUCAAGUUUCAAUCUAAUAUUUUCAGUGAAAAAGAAAGAAAGAUAGGAAUCCUAAUUUCGGACAACAUUUUCCAGUUAAUUUUCAUCUAUUUGAUAAUUGUAUUUCAUAGAAAUCAUUUGACUUAAACAUCAGAUAAUCUUUAGAAAUAAACUAUAUAUUUUCAAAUAUCUUAUAGGUUCUGGUACAUGUGUUUGUAAAUCUUUCCGGAUAGACCCUUUUAAUUAUUUUCCUAUACAAAACUUGUUUUAAAAAUAUUACACAAAUCAAUAAUAUAUAUAAUAAUAUAAUAUUAAAAAAUCAUAUGUAAAUAUAUAGUUUCACUAAAAUAAAAAAUUAAUAAUUUAUAUAUAAAAUUUAUAUAAAUAAAAACAAAACAUUGUAUUAUUUGUUUUAUUUUCACAGUGGAGUUCAUCUCUAUUUUUAACACUUGUUAGUAAAAUUAUAUUAAAAGAAAUAUUUAAUUCUAUGAAACAUAUUUCAUAUACACCAAAUAAUAUAAGAAAAACGAUACAAAAGUCACUUUUCUAAAAUUUAAUUAAUAUAUGUACAGAAAAAUCAAAUAUUUUUUUAUAAAUAUAUAUAUAUAUAUAUAUAUUUUUUAUAUAUAUUCUGAAAGUAGAAAAUCUACAAAAAAAUUGUAAAUCAGUAACUCUAUAAAUUAAUAAAAUAUUAUAAUUCUAAUAUUAUUAAUUUAUAAAAAAAAAUUACUGUAUAUUCAUUCGAUGUUUCACUAAAAUCACAACUGAUUCAAUCAUCUGUUAAUUCUUAUCUACUACAUAUAUAAACUAUAUCCAAACAUUUUCUGUAUUUUUACUUAAUUAUAUCCCUAAAUAAUAUUAGUUUACUUUUUUAAAAAACUUUUAAAGACACCAAAUAGUUGAGAAAGAGGACACCAAACAUUAUUUUUGACUAUAAAACUCAUAUUUUAUGUUGUGGGUUGAUUUUAAAAUAUGGUUUGUUCUCACCGCCCAUGUUGCUGAGCGGUUUCAAGUUUCAGUUUCAACGAUAUCAUACAAUUGUGUCCAAGUUUUAUUAAUAUUAUUUGGGGUAAACAAAUUUUUGUUGCCUUUUAGUUUAUAACUUAAGGACAAACAUGUUAAUAAGUCUCUUUCUAUAACCAAUAGUUGAAAAUUUAAAAUGAUAUCGCAAACAAGAAAAUUUUGGCUCUUAACUAUAACUUGAAAGCCAAACAUUUGAUAAGUCUCUCUUGUUUUUAAAAUAAAUUGAUAGCUCUCUUUCUAUAGCCAAUCGUUUUAAAAUUAAAAAUGAAAUCGCAAUCAUACAUGUUUUCUACCGCUGCGUUAACCAGGUCCAUAUUACAAUAAUUUAAUGGAGUAACGUUCAUAACCACAAUCGUCCACUUUCAUAAAUUCCAAACUCUGGCAUAUCGAACAUUAGGCGAUAGACAAAACAUGUGUCAAAACUCUCAUAAACUGAACCUAACGCUGACAAUAAGAUCCGAGGGUUUGCGGCAUUUUCAUGUUGUACAUUCAUAAUUUUCUAAUCGAAAUUUGUAUUUUACAUUCUUUUUUGUUCUUGUCUUUCUAACUAUAUUGUUUACUUCCAUCUUUGGAGAUACCAAGUAUUACUUUCUAGUGAAAUAUCUAAACUAUAUAUCCGAAACGAUUUCGUAAAACCAAAAUAAAUCAAUACAAUUAGUAAAGUUGGGUUGGACUAAAACCGGACCCAACAAUAAGUAAUUUCUUCUUUUUCUUUAUAAUCUUGUCUUCAAAGUUGAACAUAACAUUUAUCUUUUGAAAUCAUGCGAUAAUUCACUUUAUAGAAAGCCUAAACUAUAUGAAUCGAAAUCCCACUUAUCAAAGCACCACAUAUUGUCCUUUUUUUCACAAUCAACGCACUUACCUUUCCACAUUUUAAUCUUCCUCAUAAUUACACUUUAAAAAAAAUAGUAUAUAGUAAGAAUACACAUUCAAAGAAUCAACUUUUAAAUAAAUGGUAAUCCAGACCUAAUUACUAUCAAUAAAUAUCAGCAUAUAGAAAGAGUUUGACUAAUCAAUAUAUUUUGUUGAAGUACCUCUAUACAUCCCCUCAAGAGCCGAAAACAAAAAAAAAAUCUAUCUUUCUCUCAAGUAAGCAACUUCAAAAACUCGUUAACCCAACACAACAACCAUAACCAAAAAAAAAAGUCGGAUCUCUUUUUCUUAAAAGUCUCGCCUUUUGUUUCUUUUAGGAUCCUUCCUUUUUCAAAAAAAACAGUUCUCUCCUUAACCAUUCUCUGUUCCUCAAAACAGUUCAGUUCUGUCUGGUAAUAAAAACAAAAUCCUGAAGUCAAUUGCUUCGUCAAGAUUCGCUUUUUUAACAUCUCUACAUGGACUUCACGAACUCCUGAGUCUACUACCGAGAAACCCACCAUGGAUAUCGAAUCCAGAACUUAUCAGAACACCGUCAAGAAGGAAUCAUGGAGAACGGUGUUGACAUUAGCGUAUCAGAGCUUAGGAGUCGUGUACGGAGACUUGAGCAUCUCUCCUCUUUACGUAUUCAAAAGCACCUUCGCCGAAGACAUUGAACACUCCGACUCCAACGACGAGAUCUUCGGCGUCUUGUCGUUCAUCUUCUGGACCAUCACGCUCGUCCCUCUCUUUAAAUACGUCUUCAUCGUCCUCAGAGCCGACGACAACGGCGAAGGAGGCACCUUCGCUCUCUACUCCCUCCUCUGCCGUCACGCACGAGUCAACUCGCUCCCGAGUUGCCAGCUCGCCGACGAGCAGCUCACCGAGUACAAGACCGAGUCGCCGUUGGAGAUGGGCCCUCGGUCGGGGUUUGCGGCGAGGUUGAAGUCGACGCUUGAGAAGCGGAGAGUGUUGCAGAAGGUUUUGCUUGUUCUAGCUUUGAUCGGGACUUGUAUGGUGAUCGGUGAUGGUGUCCUAACGCCUGCGAUUUCCGUUUUUUCUGCAGUAUCAGGUGUUGAGCUUUCAACGGCUAAGGAGCAUCACAAGUAUAUAGAAGUACCUGCUGCUUGUGUAAUUCUGAUAGGUUUGUUUGCGCUUCAGCACUACGGUACACACAGGGUGGGGUUCUUGUUCGCCCCGGUGAUUCUCUUGUGGCUUAUGUGCAUCAGCGCCAUUGGUGUUUACAACAUUUUCCAUUGGAACCCGCAUGUCUACCAAGCCCUCUCUCCUUACUACAUGUACAAGUUCCUCAAGAAAACUCAGAGUAAAGGUUGGAUGUCUCUCGGUGGGAUCUUGCUCUGCAUUACAGGCUCAGAAGCAAUGUUUGCGGAUCUCGGUCAUUUCUCUCAACUCUCCAUCAAGAUUGCUUUUACAUCACUUGUGUACCCGUCUUUGAUACUGGCUUACAUGGGACAAGCAGCUUAUCUCUCACAGCAUCAUGUCAUCGACACCAGUUACAACAUUGGGUUCUAUGUAUCUGUGCCAGAGAAACUGAGAUGGCCUGUUCUCGUGAUCGCUAUACUCGCUGCUGUUGUUGGAAGCCAAGCCAUCAUCACCGGAACGUUCUCCAUCAUCAAACAGUGCUCUGCGUUGGGAUGCUUCCCUAAAGUGAAGAUCGUUCAUACGUCGUCCAAAAUCCACGGUCAGAUAUACAUCCCUGAGAUCAACUGGCUCUUGAUGGUCCUCUGCUUAGCUGUCACCAUCGGUUUCAGAGACACUAAGCGGUUGGGUAAUGCUUCAGGUUUGGCGGUUAUAACCGUUAUGCUGGUGACGACAUGUCUGAUGUCACUAGUGAUCGUACUCUGCUGGCACAAGAACAUCCUCUUCGCUAUCGCUUUCGUUGUUUUCUUUGGCACGAUAGAAUCGCUCUACUUCACGGCUUCGCUCAUCAAGUUCCUCGAAGGCGCGUGGGUUCCAGUCGCUCUCUCCUUAUGCUUCCUUGCGGCGAUGUGCACGUGGCACUACGGGACGCUCAAGCGGUACGAGUUCGACGUGCAGAACAAAGUCUCGGUCAACUGGCUCCUCAGCCUCGGCCAGACGCUGGGGAUCAAACGCGUCCGCGGCGUCGGGCUCAUACACACCGAGCUCGUCUCCGGCGUCCCGGCGAUCUUCUCUCAUUUCGUUACCAACCUCCCUGCCUUCCAUCAAGUGCUUGUUUUUCUCUGCGUCAAGUCUGUUCCGGUCCCGCACGUCCGACCCGAGGAGCGGUUUCUGGUCGGACGCGUGGGGCCGAAACAGUACCGGAUGUACCGGUGCAUCGUGCGGUACGGGUACCGGGACGUCCACAAAGACGACAUCGAGUUCGAAGGAGAUCUUGUGUGCAGCAUCGCGGAGUUUGUCCGGUCUGAAGCUGCGACCACGGUUGUUGCGGAGACUAAUGGAGAUGAUGAUGAUGAUGAGAGAAUGUCUGUGGUCGGAACGUGUUCGACGUACAUGCAAGGGGUCGAGGAUCACGACGGGAGCGAUCUUGACGACCCGGAUAAGCCAGGGACGUCAGAGAUUCGAUCUCCAAUGGCGAAGAAGAAGAAGAAGAGUAAGGUUAAAAAGAAAGUGAGGUUUAUCGUGCCGGAGACUCCGAAGAUAGAGAAAGAGACUAGAGAGGAGUUGAUGGAGCUAACGGAGGCGCGUGAGGGAGGCGUGGCUUACAUAAUGGGAAACGCGUAUAUGAGAGCGAAGCACGGGUCAGGGUUGGUGAAGAGAGUGGCUAUUAACGUUGGAUACGAGUUUCUUAGGAGGAAUACUAGAGGUCCAAGAACCGCACUUACCUCGCCUCAUGCGUCGACGUUAGAAGUUGGUAUGAUCUACCAUGUUUAAAAGGGGUAUAUUCGUCUUUUUAUUUUAUACAUGGUUUUGGUGUGUUAAUUUGAAAAGUGAAAUAGAUUGUAGAUCAAGAAAUUUUGUAUUGUGGAGGUUCUGCUAAAGAGGUUAACUCACUUCAAGUCGGAUAGCGAGUAAUUUCUUUUCUUUUUCGACUUCUAAAAAACGCCUUGUACAAAACAUUUGGUGUAAUGUGCAUAACAUUUUAUAUUCUAAUACAUUAUUCCAGAUUGUUGUCAAAACAA
This is a messenger RNA of Brassica rapa (field mustard), 8069 nucleotides long. RefSeq names its product potassium transporter 6. The record is from RefSeq and is a predicted model, not a curated record. NCBI's taxonomy places the organism in Eukaryota, Viridiplantae, Streptophyta, Magnoliopsida, Brassicales, Brassicaceae. Gene Ontology annotation, cellular component: membrane. Gene Ontology annotation, biological process: potassium ion transmembrane transport. Gene Ontology annotation, molecular function: potassium ion transmembrane transporter activity.